Messenger RNA from Dovyalis caffra, 921 nucleotides. The record is from the annotation of a GenBank genome assembly. Lineage: Eukaryota; Viridiplantae; Streptophyta; Magnoliopsida; Malpighiales; Salicaceae.
AUGAAGAUGGAGAUUCCUCUGAUAGAUUUGAGCCAACUCGAGGGCGAGAGCAGAAGCGAAGCUAUUGCUCUUCUGCACCAAGCUUGUGAGAAAUGGGGCUUCUUUCAGGUUGAGAACCAUGGAAUCGACAAAAAGCUGAUGGACAAGGUAAAGAAAUUGGUGAAUUCACACUACGAGGAAAAUUUGAAAGAAAGCUUUUAUGAGUCAGAGAUAGCUAAAGAAGGCUUGAUGAACAAAUGCCAUAUAGACUGGGAAAGCAGUUUCUUCAUUUGGCAUCGCCCAACUUCCAACAUCAAUGAUGUCCACAACCUCUCAGAGGAUCUUCGCAAAACAAUGGAUGAGUACAUCAACCAACUGAUUCCCCUAGCAGAGAAGCUUUCUCGACUCAUGUCUGAGAAUCUUGGAUUGGACAAGGAUUACAUAAAGGAAACGUUUUCAGGAACUAAAGGUCCUUCUGUGGGAACAAAGGUGGCAAAAUACCCUGAAUGUCCUCAACCAGAGCUUGUGAGAGGACUUCGACAGCACACCGAUGCUGGUGGAAUCAUACUCUUGCUCCAAGAUGAACAUGUCCCAGGUCUGGAGUUCUCAAAAGAUGGAGAAUGGAUAAAGAUUCCCCCAUCCAAGAACAAUACUAUAUUUGUCAACACAGGUGAUCAAGUGGAAGUGUUGAGCAAUGGAAGGUACAAAAGUACUUUGCACCGUGUCAUGGCUGGCAAGGAUGGGAGCAGACUCUCCAUUGCUACCUUCUACAACCCAGCUGGUGAUGCCAUCAUCUCUCCAGCACCCAAACUUUCAUACCCUCAAAACUAUCAAUUUCAAGAUUACCUAAAGCUUUAUGCUACCACAAAGUUUUCAGAUAAGGGUCCCAGAUUUGAAGCCAUGAAGAAAAUAGCCAAUGGACACAGCAGUCUUAGUGCCUGA